Messenger RNA from Lepisosteus oculatus (spotted gar), 1261 nucleotides. Its product is annotated as claudin-4-like. The record is from RefSeq and is a predicted model, not a curated record. Gene Ontology annotation, cellular component: plasma membrane; bicellular tight junction. Gene Ontology annotation, molecular function: structural molecule activity. Gene Ontology annotation, biological process: bicellular tight junction assembly; cell adhesion. Lineage: Eukaryota; Metazoa; Chordata; Actinopteri; Semionotiformes; Lepisosteidae.
UUCAGUUUCUCUCCCACUCCCUCUCCCCAUUAUCACCUAUUCAGCACUGUGAGCAAGGGAGAUCUGAUAUCACCAUCUAAAAGGGCGCUCCUCAGGCAGAGAGAACACCUGGUUUUCUGAGUUCUAGAAAAGUUUCCAAACAUUUUUAAAAACGAAGACGUGACAAAAUGUAUUCGGCUGGCCUAGAGAUACUUGGCGUAACGCUGUCUGUGGCCGGAUGGCUUGGCGUGAUGGUGGCCUGUUUCCUGCCAAUGUGGAGGGUCACGGCUUUCAUAGGGCAAAACAUCGUGGUCGCCCAGGUGAUCUGGGAAGGGCUGUGGAUGAACUGUGUGGUGCAGAGCACCGGGCAGAUGCAGUGCAAGGUCUACGACUCCAUGCUCGGUCUCCCGGACCACCUGCAGGCUGCGCGAGCCCUGACUAUCAUCUCCAUGCUGGCUUGCGUCGUGGGCAUUUUCCUCUCCGUCGCUGGGGCCAAGUGCACCAACUGCACGCCGGACAAGGCCAGCAAGCCCAAAAUCAUCCUUAGCGCGGGCAUCACUUUCAUUGUGGCGGGGCUCCUGCAUCUAAUCGCCGUCUCCUGGACCGCCAAUGCCAUCGUCCUGGACUUCUACGACCCCUUGCUGGAGGAGACCCAGAAGCGAGAGUUUGGGAAUUCACUCUACUUUGGCUGGGGUGCUUCUUCUCUUCUCAUCCUAGGGGGGGCUCUGCUCUGCUGCUCCUGUCCGCAGAAGGGACGUGGCUCUCGGUCGCCCACAGUGGCAUACUCGGGAGCGAAGUCCGUCUCAACCACUAGGCACGAAAAGAAAGACUACGUGUGAGCAGCCUGCAGCAGCAAAGUCUUCUCAAGUACCUCUGAUGCUUCGUAGCUUCCACAGGUGCUUGUUAGGACAAACCGGCAUGUGUAGGAUCCAGUAAUGACAAUUAUUUAGCUGCAAAGCUAAAUGGCUGGUGAAUGAAUGAACUCAUCUGAUUUCAUCUGGACAUGAUUAAGGAACAGCACAGGUUGUACCAGCUUCAGCUCUUCAGCUUAUACAAAUGUCGUGCCAGUGCCUCUCAAUACACAUAUACUGCAUUCAUUAAGGCUUGCAAUUUGUGGUUAGUUUGUAGAUAGAAAAUAAUCUGCACAUCUACAAAUAUUAAUCUGUAAAAAAGUGAACAACUGAUAUUAGAAUUAAUUGAUAACUGAAAGGGAGGAAAAGAGCGUUACAUGAUAUGUGUCAGAAGAACAGGUAUUAUGUAAGCAAAUCAUUCGGUAUUUUGA